Messenger RNA from Hypanus sabinus (Atlantic stingray), 4403 nucleotides. It is a transcript of the gene colec12, whose product is annotated as collectin sub-family member 12. The transcript has 10 exons. The record is from RefSeq and is a predicted model, not a curated record. Lineage: Eukaryota; Metazoa; Chordata; Chondrichthyes; Myliobatiformes; Dasyatidae. The coding region runs from base 563 to 2779 and encodes 738 amino acids.
CUCAUUUCUCUUAGGAGUCAUGUAAUGUGUAACACGAUCAGGACAUAUUCGUUCGUAUUCGCCCAAAGCAUUACCUGAAGCUGUGGAGGAAUGUGUGUUCAUCCACACUGUAUACAAAUGUUGGGAGAGCAGGCAGAUGAUGAAAACAUGUGCUAGAGGAGAGCUUGCAGGCUGGGUACUUCCUUUUACGUUUUACAUUUUUGUGGUCUGCUUGUAGCCAGUGGAUUAAAUCCUCUACUUAGAAACUUUCAAAGAUCCGGACACUUUGCUUUCUGCAGUUUGUAAUCCAAGAGAGCGACACUCUCAGUUCAAGUUUGCCGGUCUUUCCAAUAUCAGAGGAUACUCCGAAUCUUGUUUUACAAGCGUUUUCAUUUUUGCAUAUCUUCAAAAGAAAUUCCAAGUAUAUGUAGUUUGAAAGUUCUGGAUUCCUAAUUUCUCAGAUGUAAUACAUUGAUAUUUAUAGAAAGUUCCAGCAUGAAAGGUGCCAAGGACUAUUAAAGAGGUUAUAUUUUUAUAUUGAAACUAUAGUUUUCUUCCCUUUUUGAGUCUCUUCGCCCACGAAAUGAAAGACGACUACAGUGAAGAAGAGGAGGUGCAUUCAAUGGGUUACAAGAGGUUUGGAAUUCAGGAAGGGCCUCAGUGUAAUCGAUGUAGAAACAACUGGGCACUAAAGUUUUCUAUUCUGCUGCUCUAUGUCCUGUGUGCCAUGCUAACCAUUACUGUAGCCAUCCUGGGCUACAAAGUUGUACAGAGAAUGGACACAGUGACAGAAGGAAUGGAAACAUCACAAAAAAGUUAUUCGGAAAAACUAACUGCUGUUGAGACCGACCUGAAAAAAUUAGAUGACCAGUCUGGUAUGAAAGAUCAAAGUACCACUUUGGAGCUCUCCAAGUUCAAAACCGAUAUUCAGUCCCUUCAGAACCAACUUAAUGAUAUUGCUGGCAGUGCUUCCAAAAACAAAGCUGCACUAGACAAGCUACAAGAGACUGAAUUAUCAAUGACAACCAGCCAUAACUCCCUCAAAACCUUGAUGGAUGGCAACACAAAAUCCAUCAGAGCCAUUAACCAAACGUUAUUGACCUACAGUGGAUACAUCAACAACCUGGAGCAAAACACUGGUAAACUGCAAAAGGACAUUCAAGAACAGACCAAAUCCCAGAGCAGUACGGUUAUAAAUCUCAGUCAAAUAAAUCAGACACAGAUCCGGCAAAUGGAUUUAUUCAGUUCACUGCAGAAAUCUGUUGAUGAUGCCAGUCAGGCAAUUCAAAAGAUAAGGAAUGACUGGCAGGCUCUCCAACAGGCAUUGUUUCAAGCACAAAAGGACACUGACUGGUUAAAAGAGAAAUUACAAUACCUACAGCUCCAAACAGUGAACAACUCUGUCAUGGUGACAGGUAAUAGUGACACUUUGGAGGAUAUGAGUAAUCAGCUGAAUUCUCUCAUUAGCCAGAUGGCAAACAUUAGCUUUAUGGCUAACAUUCAUGAGGAGAGUCUCAAGGAUCUACAGAAGUAUCAAAAAGCCCAUGAAAACAAAACUGCCACUAGUUUUGAACAACUGGAAAUGCGCAUGGAUAUAAAUGAAAGAGAUAUUGGAACUAUCAUUGGCAAUAUCAGUUGGACUGUGCAACAUCUCCGGUCACUAACAAACAACUUGAAUGGUAUUAAAACUACUUGUACCAAUACACUAAGUCAGCAUGCUGAUGAGUUAGCCACCUUAACUACCAGCAUGGACAGUAUCCGCAUGGAUAGUUCUCUAAUCAAAGCACAGCAAAGUGUAAUGGAAGCAAAAUUGGACAUUGAGGUUGGCAACCUGUCUAUGAUAAUGGAAGAAAUGAAGCUUGUGGACAAAAAACAUGCUCAACUGAUCCAAAACUUCACAAUUCUUCAAGGUCCUCCUGGUCCAAGAGGUCCUAAAGGUGACAAAGGAAUGCAAGGACCACCUGGCAAUAAGGGAGCAAAAGGACAAAAAGGUGACCUGGGAGAAGAAGGAAUUCCUGGACCGAUGGGUCCAAAGGGUUCUCGAGGUCCUCCAGGAAGUAAAGGAGAAAGGGGCAGUCAGGGAUCUAGAGGAUCACCUGGCAUGAAAGGUCAAAAGGGUUCAAAUGGAAGACCUGGAACACCUGGAGCAAAAGGAAGCAUUGGACUGCCAGGUCCCAGUGGCAAAGAAGGUCUUCCGGGAGCACCUGGGGAACAAGGCCAACCAGGAGCUGCAGGAAGCAGAGGGCCGCCAGGACUACCAGGACCAGUAGGACCACAAGGACCACCAGGCCCAAAAGGACCACCUGGCUUAGCAAUACCAAUGACCUUUAAUGGUCAAGUAAGCCAUUCCUAUGGUCUUCCAGGACAAAGAAAUCAUCCUUCGACAGUUUCUCCAAAGCCAAAUGGUUGCCCAUUUAAUUGGAGGAGGUUUAAGGAUAAAUGUUAUUACUUCUCCAAUAAUCCAGUUCAAUUUAGAGAUGCAAAUAAUCUCUGCAGAACUAUGUCAUCGAACCUGAUUAUAAUUAAUAACCAAGAAGAACAGCAAUGGGUGAAAAAACAAAUUAAUGCCAUGUUUUACUACUGGAUUGGUCUGACAGAUUUGAAGGAGCAUGAUGUGUGGAGAUGGGUCGAUGGGACUGUUGCACAGUAUACAAACUGGAGGCAAGGACAGCCUGAUAACUGGCGGCAGGAAGAAUUAACAGAAGAUUGUGCUGGCCUUACUAAGAAUGCAUUAUGGAAUGACUUCUUCUGCACAGACGCAAAUCAUGUGAUUUGUGAGAAGAAUGCUGAUGAAGAUUAGCUUUCUGAGUGAUUGUCCUGAAGACUACAGUCAGACUACUUUGUGGACCGUAUUGGAGGUGGACUUCAGCUUCAGGUCCCUGAUAAACAAAGGAAGCUUCUGAAAUGGAGUUAGACAACAUCUACUAACCUAACUUUCCAAACAUUGUUUCCUCAUACUGAUGCUGGAACGUAAAAUUAUGACAAUCCUUAACUUUUAAAGUUAGCCCGAAACUUUAUUCUGUAAAGAAUAACUAUUUUUUGAUAACAAUCAUUGUUUAUUACUAGUAAAAUUAGCAAGAAAAUAUAUUACAGAGGCCAUAUGAACCCAUUUUUAUUUUAUUUGCCAUGAAUGCCUAUGUCAAGAUAAAAUGUAUGUUAAACACAUCUUGAAAAUUACUUACAGUUCUGCUUACAAAGCUUUCUUGUUUUUCAGGAAAAUUUCUACGGAACAUUCUGUGUCUAGUUUACAAUGCAAUCAAGGAAUUAUUAUUCAACUGUUAUGUCAGAAAAUCAAAGAUCAAAUCUUUCUUUAUUAUCUUCCAGCAGUUAUAAAUAUGGUCUGUUUUGGGGGCUUGAAUUUUCAGCUUUUAUUUUUGAUUGGGAUUGUUCUGUUAUAAUUUUAGUCAGUUAUGAUCAAAGCUCGGGAAAAUCAGAUUAUUUUCAGUUGUUAAGUGUCAUGAGACAAUUACAUCAAUUUUCAGUUUCUACAUUGUAACUAAAUUAGAAACAGCAAUAAAUAAUUAUUUACAAAAUUGUCCAUUACCCUGUGUUUUAACUAACUCUAAUAUUUUUACCAACUGGCAACUUCUACUGUGUCAAUGCAUAAUAUCUAAAUCUUAAAACCAUAGUCUUAAAGUGCACAGAAGUCUUUAAAAAUAAUUCAUUGAAGCAGAGUCUGUGUAGUUAUUAUUGUUAAAAACUGAAAACAUUCAAGCCCUAUCUAUGUUAAGUUCUGCUGCAGUGAAUAAGGCAUUGUUUCAGUGAAGUAGGUGGAGUUAAAGUGCUUUCAUAUGGGCAUCCAUUUUACUAAAACAUUAUCUCUUGGAUGCAGACUUGUUAAGAAGAUGCUUUAAAGUACAACUGUUGCUGUUCCAAAUGGAAAGAAAAGAAUAUAGAACAUGGAGAUAACACACACACACACACACACACACACACACACACACACACACACACACACACACACACACACACACACACACACACACACACACACACACACACACACACACACAAAAUUCUGCAGGGACUCAUCAGGCCAGGCAGCAUCUCUGGAAAAAAGAACAGUCGAAGGGUCUCGGCCCGAAACGUCAACUGUACUCUUUUCCAUAGAUGCUGCCUGGCCUGCUGAGUCCCACCAGCAUUUUGUGUGCUGCUUGGAUUUCCAGCAUCUGCAGAUUUUCUCUUGUUUAUGACAGAAGAUGGAGAAACAUUUUGACAUCAGCUGCAAGUUUUGUGCACAUCACAGAAGAUGUGAAGACUACUUCCUUUGUUUGCAGACAGGAAAGAAACCAGAAAAGCACAUGAGCCUCUGCCCACCAAAACCAGGAGAGGCCGAAGGGGAAUUAUAACGCCUUUGACAAUAUCAGAAAUGCAGAAUUUCUAAAACAUUUUAUCCUUUAAUAAAUGACAACAUUUUAUGAUUA